UCAUAUACAAAACUUACUUAACAUCUUAUGUCUUUCUUGACAUUGUCACAUUCACAUACCUUGUUGGCCUAAGAUACCCUCUCUUCCUUCAACUCCAAUCAAACCAUUCAUUCAAUUCUAUUCAAUCUUCUUUACUCCUACACUAUAACCCCACCACCACCCUCAUAAUUUUAUUCAUCAAAUUCAAGUCUCCACCCCCAACCAAAAAAAAAAAAGCACCCUCAUUAUCUUGCCCUUCAAUCCAAUAAACUAUUCUAAAAUCAUUCAUCAAACAUAAACAACAAUCAAGUCUCACCUUACUAUAUAUGCUCGAUUAUAUGAAUUAGACAGGGCAUUAAAAAUCUAUAACAAUUAGUUCCUACGAAGAAAACUCGAUUGCUGAGGUAAGAGAAACUUCAAAAAAAUAAAUAUAAAUUAGAAGAUUCAAAGUUUAAAUAACAAAAACUAACACAUUUUCUAAAUAUUUCUUAGUCGUGCCUAUAAUAUAUAUUUCUAUUGCUUCUUUACCUCUUCGAUUAAAUCAAUUGUCUUCUAUUUAUCUGAUUGACCCUCUUUACUGUACAAUUAUUCAUUAAACCUAAUCCGAAAAAUCGAACCUCUAAACCCCACCACUCCAUUCUACAAUAUAAUCAUAUUCAUAAUCAUAUUUUCAUACAAGUAUUUGAUUAGGUAAAUCCAUGAAGACAUCCCAUAAGAAUUGACAAUUUUUCCUAUGAUUUAACAUUUGUGUCUUCUUUUGUCAAAAAAAAAAAAAACAUUUGUGUCUUCUAGUGUAACACCUGGCAACAACAACCCACAACUCCGUGUCAAAAUAACCAACAUUAUAGUCAACAAACUCACAAAAUGUUGCAAAAACUAAGAAAAAAAUUAAUCACAAACCUUAGCAUAAGAGGAUUGAACAAAAAACCAAAACCCUCCAAACCCUAUAAAACCUAUGAAACUGAAACCUCGUCAACACAACCACCACAACAACCUCAAUUAACACUACCACCACCACCAUCACCAUCACCACCACCAUUUCAACCACCAUCUCCAACAAUGCAUCAUCUAACCAAAAAGAACAAACCUUUUCUAUUCCCACAAACAAAUUCCACUGUUCUCCCUGACCCCUCCAACUUCUUCUCCCCAAAUCUGCUAUCUACACCCCUCCCCACAAACUCUUUCUUCCAAAACUUUGUUCUCAAAAAUGGUGACCAACCUGAAUACAUUCAUCCAUAUCUCAUCAAAUCAUCAAAUUCAUCACUUUCUGUUUCAUACCCAUCUCGUUUUUGCAACUCUUCUUUCACAUAUCAAGUUUUCAACCCUGAUUUAACCAUCUCCUCCAUAGAAAAAACCAACCCUUUUUCACAUUUGAGUCAUAAAAUCUCUUCUUACAAUGAUCUCAGUGUUACUUUGGAUAUUCCUUCUUCAAAUUUGAGAUUUUUCCUUGUUAGGGGAAGUCCCUUUUUGACAUUCUCUGUAACACAACCAACACCUCUUUCAAUCACUACAAUCCAUGCAAUUCUCUCUUUUACUUCCAAUGAUUCUCUUACAAAACAUACUUUUCAGUUUAACAAUGGUCAAGUUUGGAUUUUGUAUGCUUCUUCACCUAUCAGGUUAAGUCAUGGUAUUUCUGAGAUUGUUUCUGAGGCAUUUUAUGGUGUGAUUCGGAUAGCUGUGUUGCCGGAUUCUGAUUGGAAACACGAGGAUGUUCUUGACAGGUUUAGUUCUUGUUAUCCUGUUUGUGGUGAUGCUGUUUUUGCAAAACCAUUUUCUGUUGAGUAUAAAUGGGAGAAGAAAGGUUGGGGUGAUUUGUUAUUGUUAGCACACCCUCUUCAUCUUCAGCUUUUAUCUGAUAAUGAUUAUAAUAAUGUUACUGUUUUGAAUGAUUUUAAGUAUAAAAGUAUUGAUGGUGAUCUUGUUGGUGUUGUUGGUGAUUCAUGGAUUUUGAAAAGUGAUCCUGUUUCUGUAACUUGGCAUUCUACCAAGGGUGUGAAAGAAGAAUCUCAUGAUGAAAUUGUUUCUGUUCUUUUGAAAGAUGUUGAUGGUUUGAAUUCAUCUGCAAUAACAACAAAUUCUUCUUACUUUUAUGGUAAAUUGAUUGCUAGAGCUGCUAGGUUAGCAUUGAUAGCUGAAGAGGUUUGUUUCCUUGAUGUGAUUCCGAAAAUUAGAAAGUUUUUGAAGGAAACUAUUGAGCCUUGGCUUGAUGGAACUUUUAAUGGAAAUGGAUUUCUAUAUGAUAGGAAAUGGGGAGGGAUUGUAACCAAACAAGGGUCUACUGAUACCGGUGCUGAUUUCGGGUUUGGAAUUUAUAAUGAUCAUCAUUAUCAUUUAGGAUACUUUCUCUAUGGAAUUGCUGUGCUUGCUAAGAUUGAUCCGAUUUGGGGUAGAAAGUAUAAGCCUCAAGCUUACUCACUCAUGGCAGAUUUUAUGAACUUGAGUAGAAAUCCAAACUCGAAUUACACCCGACUAAGGUGUUUUGAUCUUUUUAAAUUGCAUUCAUGGGCCGGAGGGUUAACCGAGUUUGGAGAUGGACGAAAUCAGGAGAGUACUAGUGAAGCUGUGAAUGCAUAUUAUUCAGCAGCUUUGAUGGGAUUGGCAUACGGUGAUACUCAUCUUGUUGCAAUCGGAUCAACACUUACCGCAUUGGAAAUUCAUGCAGCUCAAAUGUGGUGGCAAGUAAAAGGUGGAGAUAAUGUUUACGACGAAGAAUUUGCAAAAGAGAAUAAGGUGGUUGGGGUUCUUUGGGCUAACAAAAGGGACAGUGGUUUAUGGUUUGCUCCUGCUGAUUGGAAAGAGUGUCGACUUGGGAUUCAACUUCUACCAUUGUUGCCUAUUUCUGAAGUUCUGUUCUCAAAUGUUGAUUACGUGAAGGAACUUGUGGAGUGGACAUUACCGGCUUUGAAUAGGGAAGGUGUUGGAGAAGGAUGGAAAGGGUUUGUGUAUGCAUUGCAAGGAAUUUAUGAUAAUGAAAGUGGAUUACAGAAGAUAAGAAGCUUGAAUGGUUUUGAUGAUGGAAACUCAUUGACUAAUCUGUUAUGGUGGAUUCAUAGUAGAGGUAAUGAAGAUGAGGAGUUUGGUCAUGGAAAACAUUGCUGGUAUGGUAAUUACUGUCAUUAGGAGUAUUUGUUAAUGGUUUCAAAUGAUUCUGAGGAAUUAAGUUAUAAUAAAGUUCCUGCAUUGUAUUUAUUUAUGUAGUUAACAGAUGUAUGUUUCUUAUGAUUUCCUUGUGAAUAAAGUGUGUUGUGUUUGCUUUUGAAUUCA
This is a messenger RNA of Trifolium pratense (red clover), 3243 nucleotides long. Its product is annotated as probable endo-1,3(4)-beta-glucanase ARB_01444. The record is from RefSeq and is a predicted model, not a curated record. Lineage: Eukaryota; Viridiplantae; Streptophyta; Magnoliopsida; Fabales; Fabaceae. The transcript has a single exon. Bases 844 to 3099 code for a protein of 751 amino acids. Gene Ontology annotation, molecular function: endo-1,3(4)-beta-glucanase activity.